This is a messenger RNA of Phragmites australis (common reed), 1174 nucleotides long. Its product is annotated as protein SPEAR3-like. Lineage: Eukaryota; Viridiplantae; Streptophyta; Magnoliopsida; Poales; Poaceae. The record is from RefSeq and is a predicted model, not a curated record. The transcript has 5 exons. Gene Ontology annotation, molecular function: DNA-binding transcription factor activity. The coding region runs from base 330 to 923 and encodes 197 amino acids.
CAAUUUAAAAUGAGCUGCCUCAUAUUCUUUAGUUUUGUGUAGAUUUUUCUUUCAAGCGAUAGGGUUUUGUGGCACAUGAUAUUAACUAUAAUCUAAAGAUGGCCAUGCCACUAGAUGCAAUUUAAAACUUGAGACAAGAAAAGCUUGGCGAGGACAAGUCUCCCUUUUAAUAAGAGAUGGGAUAUAUUGGUCCUUCAAGGAGAUCUCUCCCUUCCAUUUUAAAAGGGUGAUGUGCAUAAUCCAAUCAACUCUAUCCGUCCCACUUCUUCUCCACUUUGUUCAUCUUCUUCUUUCAAGUCUUCCUUCUAGCUAGGUCUUCGUUCUUGGAUAUGAGUGGGAGCAACUUUGGGGACAACAUGGGGUGGAGCAGUAGUGGGAGAUCGUCUGGCUCCAGAAAGGGCAAGAGAGGCGGCGGCGGCAGCGGCGGCGCCGACAAGCCCAAGCAGCCGCAGCGGGGGCUCGGCGUGGCGCAGCUGGAGAAGAUUAGGUUACAGAGUGAAAUGGCCGAGUACUUCCAUCCUCUCGGCCAGCCCCCCAGCUUGAUCCACAGAACGGGCAGCCUUAGCUUGGAGGAUGCACGGGCGUCGACGUCCUCCCUGUCGUCGUCUCCAUCGUCCGGCCUCCAUGCUACCACCGUCUCGUCGCCAUUCCCAAUCCAUCCAAAUUUUGCGAUGGCAUAUAGAGAGAGAGGAGACGUACGAUACAGUGAAUUCCAAACUCCCAUCAUCAGAUCACCGAGCAGCAGUGCUAUCUAUGGCGCCCCACAUUACUCUCAUCCUGGCAUCACAUUGCCACUCUUUGAACCAGAGUUUUGUCAGGAAUCCGCUCGCUUGAAGGGACAUCAUGAUCGAAGCCGGUCGGCAGAUUCGACAAGUAUGAACUCCGAUGAUCCGCAAGACGUGGACCUCGAGCUCAAGCUAUGAUCCUAAAAUGUUCCUCAUCCUUUCCCCUCUCCUUCAAACGUGAUGUGAUAGCUAGUCUUGAUGGGGGUUUUUUCUGUUGUGGUGCAAUAAGUUUCUCAAUUGGUGCCACUAGCUGAACCAAAGGUUUUGCCAUCUUCUGUAAUGCCUACCAGAAGAGAGGAAUAGAUUUCACAUUCUUUUUUAUCAAGACAUGUUGUGUGCAUGGGUAUGGGAUCUGGUGGUAUCUAGCAGUUGUUUUGAUUGACUGUGAA